Neoarius graeffei (lesser salmon catfish) is the source of this 3055-nucleotide messenger RNA. RefSeq lists its product as uncharacterized. NCBI's taxonomy places the organism in Eukaryota, Metazoa, Chordata, Actinopteri, Siluriformes, Ariidae. The record is from RefSeq and is a predicted model, not a curated record. The transcript is spliced from 2 exons. The coding region runs from base 441 to 1955 and encodes 504 amino acids.
CACCUCUCCAGGUUCAGGACCUCAUUGCAGGAGACUUCAAUAAGGCAAACCUCAAAACGGUGUUGCCUAAAUUUUACCAACAUGUUAAGUGUGCAACGAGGGGAGUAAAUAAUCUGGACCAUGUUUAUUCCAACCUUAAACAUGCCUACAGAGCUAUUCCCCUCCCCCACCUCGGUCAGUCUGACCAUCUCUCCCUGUUCCUACCCCCCGCAUACACCCCCCUCAGCCGGCAAUCAAAGCCACAAAGACAGAAAAUUACCACCUGGCCUGACGACGCCCUCCCCCGACUCCAGGACUGCUUUGAACGAACACAGUGGGAAGUUUUCCAUCACGAGGACCUGGCCACAUACACGGAUGCAGUGCUGGCUUACAUCAAGCACUGCAUUGACACGGUCACCGUGGUAAAGACCAUUCAGGUGUUCCCGAAUGAGAAACCAUGGAUGACCGGCCAGGUCCGUGCACUCCUACGUGCCCGGGAUGCAGCCUUCAGAUCCGGCGACCGAGCGCUAUACAGUAGGACUCGGGCCGACCUGAAGAAAGGCAUCAGCGCAGCCAAAGCGGACCACAGGAGAAGGAUUGAGGAGCAGCUGACAAGCCCCAGGCAGCUGUGGCAGGGCAUUCAGGCAAUAACAAACUACAGGGGCUGUGCUGUGUCAGCCGGGGACUCAGAUGCGGCACUUGCGGAGGAGCUGAACAGCUUCUUCGCCCGCUUUGAAGCUCAGGCGCAGCACACAGCCAAACCACCCCCCGGACCAUCUCCCCAGCUGCCACUACAGCUCACACCUCCCCCCAGCACUCCACCCCAACCCCCACUUCAACCGACAGCAAUCACUGGCACUCCCCCGCUCAUUCUGAAGGUCGAGCCUGAGGAUGUGAGACGGGUGCUCCGGGCCAUAAACCCCAGGAAGGCAACUGGCCCAGAUGGCGUACCAGGGAAGGUGCUCAAGGCCUGUGCUGACCAACUUGCACAGGUCUUCACGGACAUCUUCAACAGGUCACUGGAACAAGCCAUCAUCCCGACCUGUUUGAAGUCUGCCACCAUCAUCCCGGUCCCCAAAAAGUCACCCACAGCCAGCCUCAACGACUGCCGCCCCGUAGCACUCACCCCCGUCAUAACGAAGUGCUUUGAGAAACUGAUCUUGCACCACAUAAAAACCUGUCUCCCCCCCACCCUGGACCCCCACCAGUUUGCAUACAGGCCUAACAGAUCGACUGAGGAUGCAAUAGCCACUGCUCUCCACUCUGUGCUGAGCCAUCUGGAGAGACAAGGACGCUAUGUCAGAAUGCUCUUCAUCGACUACAGCUCAGCUUUCAACACCAUAAUACCGGACAUCCUGAUCCCCAAGCUAACCAGCCUCGGGCUCCCAUCAUCCACCUGCUCCUGGAUCAAAGACUUUCUAAUCAACCGACCACAACAGGUGAAGCUGGGCCGCCACCUUUCAUCUGCCCGCACCCUCAGCACUGGCUCACCGCAGGGCUGCGUGCUGAGCCCACUCCUGUACUCGCUCUACACAUACGACUGCAGUGCAACCCACCCAGAGAACAUCAUCGUCAAAUUCGCUGACGACACAACAGUGGUGGGGAUGAUAACAGGGGGGAACGAGGAGGCCUACAGAGAUGAGGUCCUGAACCUACUUGAUACAGAGGAUUCUGGGAAGGAUGAGCCAGACCCUUUAAUGCAAUUCAUGCGAUAUCAUAGAAGGGGGUGUGGUCAGCAUCAAACAAGGAAGUGCACCCCAAAACAUCUUGAUGGAGGAAACUUGAGGUGGAUGCCUCAGAGGUACGAGUCUCAAAAGCAAGCAGUCCUCCUAAACGCAAUCCAUUACAUUUCCUGCAAGAAGCUUACACCAUCUAAGAGAAACUAUGAUGUUAGUAACCAAGAGAUCCUUGCUAUGAAACUGUCCACGAUGACCAAAUUUCACAAAAAGAACUGGUUCUAUGAAUAUCAAAACUGAUGCUUUGUCACAUGUAAAUACCCAUGAGCUUAUAGACGGUUCCUGGUAUCCUAUUCUGCCCACCCACUGAGUUGCUCCAACUCUCUGGGACAUUGAUGAGGAGUUCAGACCAACUGUGGCAUCACACACAUUACAACUGAGCCUUUAUCUGUCCAUUAACAUCUCUGAUUUUAUCUACAACUUCUCCCAACUAUUCAACACAACUCUGUUAUCCUGCUAUGGCACUAAGUGCGUUACGGCUCACCACUUUCAGUCAGUGAGAACAAACUCUUUUGACAUGUAGUGAAAAAUGAUGCAGACUAUAAAUGCACACAGCUCCAGCUCCCAGCUCUAGUGUAGGGGAUUUGAUCUCAUGUACACGUGAGUUUUCUCCAGGUAUCUCCCACCUCACAGAGCUCUAUCUGGGUGUGAAUGAAUGUAUGAAUGGUAUGUGUUGGUAUGUGUGAUGAGAGCAGUGUUCCCAUGCUAGGCUUGAGAUCCACCAGAAAUUAUGCUGACCUUUUAAAAGUAAAGCACUUACUGGAGUUACUGAAAAUGUUAGUUUUUGAUGAAAGAUGAAAUCAAAUUCAUCAGUAGUAAUGGACUCAGUCUUAGGAGAGAAAGCAUGUCUUUGGAACUGAUGACUAAUCACUUAUUUAACCCACAUGUUUUCUAGAUAUGCUGCUGGGUGCAUAUACUGGAUUAGUAUCAUUAUUUUGCUUUGCAUAGCUUCUAAUGAUUGUAUCUUUUCCUCCAUGGCGUCCUCAACCUGCCUGACGACUGUGGCUGAAAAUCACUAUUUAAAACUUGAUGCAUUCAUUGCACUUUACAUCACGCGGUAUAUUGGACCUCCUGUAUUGUCAGUAUUGUGCAUGUAGCAUGUUGAUAGUAAAAACUUUCUUGGCUUUAGCAUGUUUGUAGUACUCACACUUACUCCAGCACUAAUGUUCAGCUGUGAUCGUCUCUGUAUCUUUGCGUGAGCUGUGUGUUGGUAUGCGUCACUCUUUUCACUUUACUAAAUACGUCCUGUGCUUAUUUUUGACCAGAUGGUGUUAAUUUUCACUGUUGGUUCUUAUAACAGCCUUAAACUCAUGCUGCCUGUAAGCCACUCAUAAAAUAAA